AUGAGCAAGGUCGAUGAAGGUGUCUCCUCCGAACUCAAUGAUGAAAACCAACAAAGAAAAGAAAAGGUGUAUUUAAGUAGUCGUUGUGGCGUACAAGAAUUCUCUGGCCUUAUAGAUAGUUUGUCGGACGACAAAAAGCAUCUCAUUGAAGAUAUGGGAUUUGGAGGGCUAUUGCAUUUGAAGAAGCAUAAGUUGAAGUUGAAACUUUGUGAGGAACUUAUGAUGAGGUUUGAUGUGACUACUAGUCAACUAAACGUGCAUGAUAAUCGUUUGACCCUACGUGUUGAUGAUGUUGUCACCAUAUUGGGUUUACAUGGUGGAGGCAUGAAUGUGGAUACUCAUCUUGGUGAGGGAGAUGAAGUGAGGGUCAGGUUUAAUUUGGGUUAUGGACAAAUUAAAUGUUCAAAUCUAAAAACAGAUAUGAUGAAGGAUCUCACGGUCGGUGAAGAAUUUAGAGGGAAAUUUCUUUUAUAUUCAAUGAGUAGACUUUUGAGACCGUCUACUGCAGUUUAUGUUCCCAAUAAUUAUUUGAGGAUAUUAGGCAAUAUUGAUGACGUGGGAAACUUGAAUUGGGCAAAAUUUGUGUACGAUGGUCUUUUAGAAGGAAUAAAAGACUAUCAAAACAAAUUGGAAGGCACAUCAAGAGAACAAUCUGUGACGGGUUGCGUUUUAUUGCUUGAGAUUUUUUACCUAGAGCACGUAAAUAUGCAUAAUGUGAUUCGUCAUUCAAGCUCCUUACCACGCAUACGCCACUGGGAUGACAAGUCAAUUGGGACGAUUGUUAAGAAGGUUUCUAGUUUGGGUGGAGUUGAUAGCAUACAGGUGGAAUUUGGAAGGGAUGGUGCUAGUUGCUUCACAAUUGAGGAUGUUACAGCACAGAUAGUUCAAUUGAGGAAUGAAUUUCAACAAGAAAUGCACUCUACAAAAUCACAAAUAGGUGACUUGAAGAAGGAAAUGACUGAUUCUAUGUCACAAAUCAUUACAAAAUUGUCCAGCAUUGAAAGCCGCUUGGAAACCAUAGCUGCAAAUAAAACCAUAGAGGAUGAGGCGGUGCAGGUUCGUACAGAAAAAGGCGAGUUGAAUGGUGAUGCUAUUGCACAUGAGAAGACAUGCGAGGAAGUUAGAACGGGUGCAGAUCACACGAUUAGUGAAGAGAAUAUGACUACAAACGAAGAUUCAACUAAUGUGUAUGAUAAGUUGGAUAACAUGGCUCGUGAUUUCAAGGCAAAAGAAGAUUUUGUGGAACUUUCUGAUGAUGCAAGCUCACUUCUAAAAGCAUCAACGCCUAAGGGAAACCACCUGGAAAAGCAAGGAAAUAGGAGAUCUGGUGCAAUUUCUUCUCAAAAUGAAAAGAAAAGAAAGGCAAAUCAACAUGAGGAAGAUGAAACAGAUUCAUUUGAGGCACUUAUGGCUGGAGUAGAUCAAAAGAUUCGAUCAAGAGAGGAUUCAAACAUGGGACUUCGAAAGAAAGAAGUACUCAAAGCCGGUCCACAAUUUCAGUUUCCUUAUGUGGCCGCCAAACCAGCGGUAAUUGAUCUUGUUGUUGCUGGGUUAACACUGGAAUAUCGGGACAAUAAAGAAAACGAUUAUUGGUUUAUGCCCUGGUCAUUUACCAUUUAUCUCCCCAUAUGCGAGCAUGAACAUUGGUACUUGGCCAUUGUUAACAUGGAAAUCAAGGAGGUAUAUCUGCUUGAUAGUUAUGCUCUAAAGGACGAUUCUCCCCGUAAAGAAAAGAUAAGGCAGAUAUUGUCAGUUUUGGAUGAAAUGUUGCAUCAUGAUAAUUUCGAAGCAAAAAGUGAAGAAACCAUACCAUUAUUGAAAACGUUUGAAGUGAAGUCAAUUCCUGUCUUACAACAACCCAACACUACUGAUUGUGGAGUACAUGUAAUUCAGUAUAUGAGACAUUCUCCCAAAAAAUUUAGCCACAUCAUCUCGCAGAUGCAUGGUUUGGCUGCUCGAAAGGAAAUAGUUUCAUGGCUAUUAGUGCAUAAACAAAAUAAAAAUAGUGAAGGUAACGUCUGGGGUGCUAUGGGUAUUGUUCGUCAAGAUCCGGUUUACAUACAAGAAAACAGAGAGGCAAUGCGUGAAAUAAAAGCUUUGGAUAAAAAAUCUGAAGUGAUGCUGAGGACUGCAAAAUCUUUGAUGAUGUCACGUCAGAUGUGA
Molecule: messenger RNA, 2163 nt
Organism: Linum trigynum
Lineage: Eukaryota; Viridiplantae; Streptophyta; Magnoliopsida; Malpighiales; Linaceae
Source: the annotation of a GenBank genome assembly